Molecule: messenger RNA, 5589 nt
Organism: Oxyura jamaicensis (ruddy duck)
Lineage: Eukaryota; Metazoa; Chordata; Aves; Anseriformes; Anatidae
Gene: RTN4
Product: reticulon 4
Exons: 9
Coding region: 63-3563 (1166 amino acids)
Biological process (GO): neuron differentiation; brain development; endoplasmic reticulum tubular network formation
Cellular component (GO): neuron projection; postsynaptic density
Source: RefSeq, a predicted model, not a curated record
CAGCCGGCAGCGGCACAGCCCCAGCCCCAGCCGCGCUCAUUGUUCCGCUCGCUCCCGGCGCCAUGGACGAGCUGGACCAGUCGCCUCUGGUCUCCUCCUCCUCCUCCGGGCCCCCGCGGCCGCAGCAGCCCCAGUUCAACUACCAGUUCGUGCUGGACGACGAGAAGGAGGAGGAGGAAGAGGAGGAGGAGGAGGACGACGAGGACUUCGACGAGCAGCUGGAGGUGAUGGAGAGGAAGCCGGCCCCGCCGCCCGCCGCAGCCCUGCCGGAGCGGCCGCCGCAGCAGCUGGAGCUGAGCGGCCCCACCGAGCCGCCCCGCCCCGCCGCCCCCGAGCCGCCGCAGCCCGGCUGGAGCCCCGCGGCCGCCGUCUCCUCCUCCUCGUCCUCCGCCGCCACUACGCCGUCCCCCGCCCGGGAGCAGUCUCCGGCCCCCGGCCCGCCCCCGGCGGAGCCCCCCGCGGCCCGCAAGAGAGGAGCCUCGGGCUCGGCCGAUGAGACCCUUUUUGCUCUUCCUGCUACAUCUGCGCCUCUGAUGCACUCCUCUGCAGAAAAAGUUACGGACUUGCAGGAGCAGCCAGGUAGCACUAAAUCACUUGGUCAAGAGGAUUUUACUGCAGUCCCGCUUGAUACUGCUGCUUCUCUUCCCUCCUUCUCUCCUCUCUCAGCUGAUCCCUUUAAAGAGCACGCAGCCUUUGAUAAUCUCUCAGAUGGAUUACCUGCAAGAGGCAUUUACAGAGAAAAUGCAAGUGAGGUUUGUAAAGAAACAGUGGAAAACAUAAGAAAUCCAUUUCUUGCUGAGGGAAAUAAAGACAUUUCCAAGAUGAAAUACUCAGAAAUGGAACCCCCAUUUGCUAAAGCAGAAGCAGCCAUUUUAUCUCAAGCUGAAGAGGAAAUGCAGCUAGAGGGCCCUAAAGAAUUAUGUAACCUGGAGAAAAUGCCUGUACAGCAGCUGAAGAUGUCUCCAGAAACUCCUGAAGAUUUGUCUGAGAAAAUUGAGGAAGAUAUCUUCUAUAACAAAGACAAGUACCGAGGUGUUGACUAUGGUGAGAAGGGAGCAUUGAAAAAAGACACUAUUCAGAGGGAAGAAUAUGUAGACUUCAAACCAUAUGAGCCAAUAUGGGAAUUAAAAGGUGCUAGUCAUGGACUGAGCAGCUUGAGAGAGGAUGUUGGAAGUAAGAUAGAUGGCACAGUGGAAGGCGAUUUAGAUGACAAAUACGGUGUAGAUAAGCUGGUGGUGCAUAAGGAUGAUGAAAGAGAGAGUGAAGGUAGUGCUGAAGAUCUCUCCUUCCCAAGUACCCCGGAAGCUGUGAAAGAACCUUCUCAGACUUACAUCACUUGCACUAAAUUUGAAUCCUCUGUAACUCCUGAUGGUGACAAAAUCAAAUCUCUUUCUCCACUAGAGGAAGGCAUUUCAGAAAAUAGAACUGAUGACGAGAAAAAAAUCGCAGAGAUGAAAGCUCAGAACACAGAACAAGGUGAUUUUAGUACUCGAGCAGUUGGCAAGCAGGAACACCAGGAAGCUGACUAUGCUAAAACAGAUAGCGCUGUUGAUACGCUAUCUGACAUUGCAGCGAGUAUGCCUGAAGGUCUUACUCCUGAUCUAGUACAAGAAGCAUAUGAAAGUGAAAUGCAUGAUGUGGCAUGUACCAAACUUGCUUAUGAAACAAAGAUUGAUUUAGUUCAAACCUCCGAGUCAGUACAAGAGACUCUGAAACCUGUGACACAGCUCUGUCCUUCGUUCGAAGGGUCAGAAGCUGCUCCAUCACCAAUAUUGCCUGAUAUUGUCAUGGAAGCCCCACUAAGCAGUGGGACUGCUGGUACAGAAACAUCUACUGUGCAGCUUGAAGCUUCCCCAUUAGAAACAUUUAUUCCUACUGCUAAUUAUGAGAAUGUAAAGCAAGAGGCAGAAAAACCUCCCUUAUACCAAGAAGCAGUGAAUGUACCAUUGACACAGGCCCAAGAAGCAAAAGAGGAAGUGACACUUAAACCUGAUCGUGAGAGUAGUGCCAGUCCUGAAGAUACAGAGACUCCAUAUAUAUCUAUCGCAUGUGACUUAAUUAAGGAAACAAAGGUCUCUGGUGAAUCUGCUUCUUCAUCUUUAACAGAUUAUUCAAAGAUGCCGGUAACAGAAUGCAUUUCUCAGGAUGUGCCUGAACACAAGGAAUUUGUUGAAAAACUGUCUUCACAGUUUGGAAAAUCUGACUUGUUUAAUAGUGAGGUGAUAUCUGACUUCCCUGAGAAAGAAAGUGAAGAGCCAUCUCUCAUCUUAAAAAGUAAAUCAACUGAGAGCAUUGUAACUGAUGAUGAACAUGAAGAACAACUUGUAGAUUCUGUAGCUGCCCCAGGCAAGCCUUAUCUGGAGUCUUUCCAAGCUGAACUGGACUCUUCCAAAAUUGUGGCCAUACAGCCAUCUGAGCCAACACCUACAAAAAUAGCUAAGGCAGAGAAGAUUCCACUUCAAAUGGAAGAGCUGAAUGCUAUGACUUACUCAGCUGAUGUAUCUGUUGCUACAGAACCAAAAACAGGAGACAGCAAAGGUCUCUCAUCUGUGGAGUCUUCCCCAGUCUCAGUAGCAGAAGAUUUUGUGAUGUUAGUUGAUCCUAAAACUGCUCCUGAAUUUGUGGCAGAAGUCGCUGACAGAGAAAUAAUGCACAAAGAUGAAAGUGAAGUUAUCAGUAAUGAGAUCAAAGAUGAGAAGAGGCAGCUGCCUUGCCCAGAGCUACCCUGUGAUCUGUCUACAAAGAAUGUAGAAGUUAAAACUGAAGAAGAUGCUCGUGUCUUGAAAAAGUCCUUGGAGGCAGUGGACAGAGAAGUGCCUGAAGUAUCCAUGUUGUCCUUACCGGCCACAGAUACCUUACCUGUAUCCACUGAAAAAGAGAUAGUCAGUGUAGUAAAACCAGAAGCUUUUAAGAAGGAAGCUGAGAGAGAAGCUGCUUCAAUUAAAGAAAAGGAAAAGCCUACUGCUGUGUUUUCAGCAAAGCUGAGUAAAUCUUCAGUUGUUGACCUCCUUUACUGGCGAGACAUUAAGAAGACAGGAGUGGUGUUUGGUGCCAGCUUGUUCCUGCUGCUCUCGUUAACAGUGUUCAGCAUCGUGAGCGUGACCGCUUACAUUGCCUUGGCCCUGCUUUCUGUGACCAUCAGCUUUAGGAUAUACAAGGGAGUCAUCCAGGCAAUCCAAAAGUCCGAUGAAGGCCACCCGUUUAGGGCUUACUUGGAGUCUGACGUAGCCGUGUCUGAAGAGCUUAUUCAGAAGUACAGUAAUGUUGUGCUUGGUCAUGUUAAUGGCACAGUCAAAGAGCUGAGACGUCUCUUCCUAGUCGAUGACUUAGUUGAUUCUCUGAAGUUUGCAGUGUUGAUGUGGGUAUUCACUUAUGUUGGUGCCUUGUUUAAUGGUCUGACAUUACUGAUAUUGGCUUUGAUUUCGCUCUUCAGUGUUCCUGUUAUUUAUGAGAGACAUCAGGCCCAAAUUGACCAUUAUUUGGGACUAGUGAACAAGAAUGUCAAAGAUGCGAUGGCUAAGAUCCAAGCAAAAAUUCCUGGGUUGAAGCGCAAAACUGAAUAAAAAGUCCGAAGCAACUUAGCGAUAGGAAGUUCAUCUUUUAAGGGGGAAAAUACUUACUCGGAUUUACAUGGGGAGGGUCAGGGAAUAAGCAAAACCCUUGACAUUGCAGUGCAAUUUCACAGAUCUUUAUUUUUUAGCAACGCAGUGUUUGAGGAAAAAUAACUGUUUUGACUGCCAUGUGUUUCAUCAUCUUAAAUAUUGUAAGCUGCUAUGUAUGGAUUUAAAACUAAUCAUCUUCCUUUAUCCCGUGUGCAGCACUGGCUAAUACAAAAAGAUUUGAGAAAGCUGUACAUUUUGCUUCAUCAGAGGUAGGCGCUGCUGCGUUCCAGAAGAGGUAGUGCAGGUGGAGCGGAGGAUAACACUUCCCAGUUUGUGCACUGUGUAUGGUCUGUGUAGAUUGCAGAUUUUCUAAAAUGAGAUGUUUUAGAAGAAUAUACCAUUUUAGCAAGUUUUGAAAAAUCUUGCCUUUUUGGUAUGAGUAUAGCUGUAUUGUGAUUUUAUUGUUUUAUCAAUUGCCUAUAUAUAUAUAUAUAUAUAUAUAUGUGUUUCACAAAGCUUAGAUCUUUCAGCUGCUCCACAGUGCUUUGUACUUCAGAGAAUUGACUGAUUUCUGGACUAGCUCCAUAGCACACAAGCUUGAAAAACUAAAAUGUCUCUGUAAACACUAGCAUCUGUUUAAAAGAAAGAAAAAAAGUAAUGAACAAAGGAACCUCCACAUAUAUUAGAAGAUUACAGCAUACACUUUGUUGCGCAAACAUGCAGUAGUUGAUUUUGAGCAAAUAACUCUACAGUCUCUCAAACUCUGAUAAUCUGUGGACUGAAUAUCUAAUGCUGCAAAUGUUGUUUGGAAACUUAAAACCUUGUUAUGCAAGAAAUGAUAAAUGAAAAUUUAUACACUUGCAGUUUAAGCUGUAUUGAACUAAGUCUGUGGAAUGCAUUGUGAAAUGUAAAAAAAAAAAAAAACAAACAAGAAAAAAAAAAAACAACAAAACCCCAAGUAUCAAUAAAGCUUAUAGACUUAAAAUAAUAUCGGUAUUUUGCUUUCUUGAGGUAAGUUUAAUAUAUUUGUGUUUAUUUUAAGUUCAUCGUGAUUAAAUAUCCAUUGUACAUGGUGGUAGAAAUAGUUUGUCAGAUUAAUAGCAAUGUGAGUAGAUGGAUUUUUCAUGAUACCUUUUGUGCAGCGUGAAGCAGUUUGUUCAGUUCUAGUUACAGAUCUGAUGUCCUGAAUAGCUAUGUUGGUGGGUGAUGCUCAGUUUGGCGCGUAGUUCUUGUAGAGCAGAUGCUUUCCUGCAGUGAGGAGGCCUCGAUGCUGAAUACUGAAGGCCACUGUUGUUACCAUGGCCAGCUGCGCUGACAGCUCAGUGACAUGGGUGACUGUCAGUCUUGUGAGGUGGUUGGUUGUUGAAAAUUGUUAUUGAAAAAGAUGAAAUUUUAGAUUCUGCUAAAAGAAGUAACGAUCCUUGGCUUCUUUUAUUUUGAAGACAGUAAUGUAUAUGCCAUGUGCUAAUUUGAAGGAAAUUGUUAAGCAAGUCCAAGAAUUUUUCAGAUGUUUUUGAGCCUGAUUUAGAAAGCUGGACAUUGAAAACUUGUAUCCAAGUUUAUUUGAGACACAGAUUUUAAGUUAAUGGCAUCUUGACCACUGAAAAAUAAAUUCAUGCACUAAUAUUUUAAUUUACAGUAUAGUACAUCAUCACCUCUGAACAUUUUAUACAUAAAGCCAAACCAUAUAAACAUACAAAUUUAAGUGUUAUCCUGACAGACGCUAUUGCUCUAAGAUAUUUUUAACAUAGCCAUUUAAUAAUUCCUUCUGCUGCGCAACUGGUUUUAUUCGGGAUACAAUCAAUGUGAAAGGCAAACAUGACAACAUAAGCAAAGAAGGUGCUCACUGACAUCACCACCUAACAUGAUUACAAUAUUUGAUUGAUAAGGUUUAUUUAAAAAAAACUGCAUAGGGACUCUUAUUGUGUAUCUGACAAACUGAUCUGUAUAGUAAUAUAAGGCAUUAAUAAAUUCACUUUUAAAAAAA